AUGAUAGCUGUGGAACCUUCCAGUCCAGAGGCAAUAGCUCUCCUAACACCAGAUGCUGUGGGUGAUUAUGUGGCAUGGAAUCAGCCCAAAAGGGAAAUGAUUAAGCCAGACACUGCUUACCAUCCACCAGAUGCAAAAUUUGAUCACCGGACCACUGUCCAGGAUGCUUAUCCCUACAAGGGGCCAGUUGUUACCAAGAGCUGCAAGCCUUUUCAGACACCCCACAUCUCCAAGAUUCCCUUGGAUGAUAUGACAAACUAUAAGUUGAAUUACGUACCACAUCCUUUGGCCAAACGCUAUGUCCAUGAAUAUGUGCCAUACAAGCCCAAUGAAGUCCCAUUUGACGGUCUCACCACACACAACCUUUCUUACAAAGGGUUGGCAGGAGAGCCGGCUAAGUCUUUGAAGCCACCUCAUAAAUUGCCAGAGCAGGACAAUCCCUUUGUUGGUACUACUGAAUUUCAGGAGAAGUUCCAAGCUUGGCCAGCACCUGCUCCCUUUACCAAAAAACGUGAUGUCUAUGUAACACCCAAGAUCAAGAUGGAUCUCAAGACAACUGCACAGAUUCAUUAUGGAAAUCCUCAUGGCCGGCCAGCAACAUCAUGUAAACCACCUGCCCGCGUUCAACAAAGCACAGAUCCUUUCGACUACAGAUCCACAAUGAAAGAUGAUUACCAGCCUUGGCAAUAUACAAAACCAAAUGCCAUUUUCCCUAAAUCAACUAUCACAUUGCCAGUUGAACCCAUGGACACACUGACCACUUUUCAGACCCAUUAUGUGCCUCACCCACUUUCUGUCCCUAAAAGCUUCAGACCCCGUUUACCUGGCCCUAAGCCACAUGUUCCAUUUGCCCAGGAAACCACCUAUGCCACGAGCUACACCGCAAAGAAACCAGUCAUGUGCCCUGCAUCUUUCAAAGAGCCACCUGGUUAUGUAUUUGAAAAAGUUGAUGAAGGGGGCCACAGACGAUUCCGUCCUGCUUCUGUCGCCCGAUCCCAAUGUCCCUCAAAUUCAAAUAUGGUGGAUUGCAGAGGCAGCCUUUCUCAUGGUGGACUAAAACAAACAGGCUCCAAAGAAGUAGCAUUAGGAGCCUGA
This is a messenger RNA of Euleptes europaea (tarantolino), 1095 nucleotides long. It is a transcript of the gene SAXO1, whose product is annotated as stabilizer of axonemal microtubules 1. Gene Ontology annotation, molecular function: microtubule binding. Gene Ontology annotation, cellular component: axonemal microtubule; centriole; ciliary basal body. The record is from RefSeq and is a predicted model, not a curated record. Gene Ontology annotation, biological process: microtubule anchoring. NCBI's taxonomy places the organism in Eukaryota, Metazoa, Chordata, Lepidosauria, Squamata, Sphaerodactylidae. The transcript has 2 exons. Bases 1 to 1095 code for a protein of 364 amino acids.